AUGAGAUUUUUAUUAUCUCUUUUAUCUAUAAUAUUAUUAUUAAAUGGUAUUAAUGCAAUAAAUUAUAGUGGUAAUUAUUUAAAACCACUUGAUUUUAGAUGGAUUGGUAAAUUUUGUUUUGAUCAACAAGGCGGUUCAAUUCAAGUGACAAGAUUCCAAUCAACUUCAAACACAACUAAAAUUUUAUUAUAUUCAGAUUCAAAUCCACAUUAUAAUGAAAUUUUAGAUGAUUUUGGUAAAAAUGAAAUAUCAUGUCAAGAAAAGAUUUUAUGGGCAAAUUAUACUUAUAUUAACCCAGAUAAAGUUGGUGAAAUUACAAAUUCAAAUCGUAAUUAUAAUGUUAAAAAAGUUUCACAAAGUCGUGAUCGUUUCUGGAUAAUUACAAUGGCUGAUUGUGAUCAAAAAUUCAUUGAUGAUCAUAGAAUUCCAUUUGUAUCGACCUAUACAUUUGAAGUUCAAAAUAGUGGUGAUUCAUUCGAUAGUCAAUUAUCAGCAGAACAACAAUCAAUUCCACAAGGUCAAAUCUUUUUCUUCCUUUUAUAUACUGCAUUUUUAAUUAUAUCAAUUAUCUAUUCAGUAGCUUUAAAGAAAAAAGGAUUAGAAGGUAAAGCAAUUCAUUUCUUUAUUGCAAUUUUAUUAAUAUUUUUAAUUUCACUUGCACUUUAUAUUUCAAAUUGGGCACAUAUAUUAAAAUAUCAUAAAUAUGAAUUAAGAUAUUUAAAUCUUUUUGGUAAUAUUUUUGAAAUUUUAGGUAAUGGUUUAUUUGUAGCAUUAAUUUUAAUGAUUGGCCAAGGUUGGACUACUUCAAUUUAUUUUGGAUCAUUAGUUAAACAAAUGAUAAAUAUAUUAGUUUCAAUUGCAUUGAUUGUUAUUGGGUGGGUUGCAUAUGUUUAUUAUGUUUAUCAUUCAAAGGAACAAAAUAGUUAUAUUUAUUUCAUGGAUACUUGUCCAGGUUACUUUUUAUUGGCAUUAUAUGUUGUAAUCAUUGGUUAUUUCUGUUGGGCAAAUUAUGUAAAUCGUAACAAACAAAAUGAAUCAAUUAAAAAGAAUUUUAUUUUAAUUUUUACAAUCAUCUUUGUAUUUUGGUUAAUUAGUCAUCCAUUGGUUGUAAUCGUUGCUCAUUUCAUGGAUCCAUGGGUUAAAUAUAAAGUCAUCGCUUUAUUAAAUUUAACAAUCAAUGCAAUCUUUUUCAUCAUUCUCUUAAUAAUUUUCCGUCCAUCUCAUAAUAAUAUGAUUGUUAAAAUUUUACAAUCUGAUGAUAAAUCAAAUGAUAUGAAAGAAAUUAUUGAAAAUGAAAAAUCAUAUAAUGGUGCAGAUUAA
This is a messenger RNA of Dictyostelium discoideum AX4, 1320 nucleotides long. RefSeq lists its product as hypothetical. The transcript has 3 exons. The coding region runs from base 1 to 1320 and encodes 439 amino acids. Gene Ontology annotation, biological process: response to pheromone; G protein-coupled receptor signaling pathway. NCBI's taxonomy places the organism in Eukaryota, Evosea, Eumycetozoa, Dictyosteliales, Dictyosteliaceae. The record is from RefSeq and is a predicted model, not a curated record.